AUGACGGGAACCCUGUGGUACAGCAUUGCCGAGCCAAACGAAUAUCUUGUGCUCACCGGCGCCAGAAUCGAUGAUGUUCGCAUUGUCAAAAAAGCGCUCAUCAAGCCAUGGCAGAAAUGCACCCGAAUCUCCAUCUCGCCCUUCGAUUUCAGCCUAAAUCUCCAAGCUAUGACGAUGGAAAAGUUGCAGUUCGCCUUGCCUGCUGUUUUCACAAUUGGCCCUGACAACGAUUUGCAUGCGCUGAAGAAAUAUGCUCUACUUCUCUCAGGCAAUCCAAAUGGUGGCAGCCCUGCCAGCCGUGCGGGCACAAUCACGCCGACAAAACGUAACCAUGUUCAAGAUAUUGUAAAGGGCAUCAUCGAGGGUGAAACUCGUGUCAUUGUUUCUAGCAUGACCAUGGAGGAGAUUUUCAAAGAACGACAAAUGUUCAAGCAGAAGGUUAUUGACAACGUGCAACAUGAACUCACUCAAUUCGGUCUUCGCAUCUAUAAUGCAAAUGUCAAGGAGCUGCAGGACACUCCAGGUUCGGAAUAUUUUGCAUUUCUGAGCCGUAAGGCACAUGAAGGCGCUUCGAAUCAAGCAAAGGUCGAUGUUGCCGAAGCACGUAUGCGAGGUGAGAUAGGCGAGGCGGAGAAGAAAGGCCGAACGAAACAGGAAGUCUCGAAGAUCGAAGCCGAAACUGCUGUACUUGACACUAGACGACGUGGUGACAAGGCUCAAGCGGACGCCGAGCUCACCAAUCGCCAGACGGAGCUCAACAUGGGAAUAACCCUUGCACAGAUCAGGGCUAAACGGCAAGCAGAAGCCAAAGAUGCCGAGCUUCAGAAGGACGUCGAGCAGAAGAAGGCAGAAACCGAACUUGAACGUCUCCGAGCUACCGAUGUCACCAGGUCCAAGAUUGCCAAGGAGACUGCUCAGCAGAAAGCUGAUGCUCAGUUCUACACCGAAACAAAGUCUGCGGACGCCCAUAUCUACUCGCAACGCCAAGAUGCAGAAGGGGCUUACUUCCGCCAGCUAAAAGAUGCGGAAGCAGUAUAUGCCAGACAAAUCAAGGAAGCAGACGCCGCAUUCUAUGCUAAGAAGAAAGAAGCUGAGGGUAUCGCUGCUGUAGCUCAGGCCUACAAGGGCAUGGCGGAGGUGAUGGGGGGACCCCAGGGCUUGCUACAAUACAUGAUGCUCCAGAACAACACCUACGAGAGACUAGCCCUGGCCAAUGCUAAGGCCAUCAACGGCCUCCAGCCCAAGAUCACUGUAUGGAACACUGGAGAGAACGCUGGCAGCAGCGAUUCCACUGCGCCGAUCAGAAACCUUUUCCAAUCUCUUCCUCCUCUUCUUUCCACGAUCAACGAUCAGACAGGGAUCGCCCCUCCAAGCUGGAUGGUGGGAUCCAUGGGCAAGAACAAUGAACCAGAGUACACUCCGUCCACAAAACCGAAGAUGAACGGUGUUGAUGGAAUUCACUAA
Endocarpon pusillum Z07020 is the source of this 1464-nucleotide messenger RNA. RefSeq lists its product as uncharacterized. Gene Ontology annotation, cellular component: plasma membrane. The record is from RefSeq and is a predicted model, not a curated record. The coding region runs from base 1 to 1464 and encodes 487 amino acids. Lineage: Eukaryota; Fungi; Ascomycota; Eurotiomycetes; Verrucariales; Verrucariaceae. Gene Ontology annotation, biological process: protein localization to plasma membrane. The transcript is spliced from 3 exons.